GGAGGAGGAGCGGGAGGGAGGGAGAGAGAGAGAGAGAGAGGAUCCCCAGGCGCUGACGGGGGUCCUCGGUCCCCUGCGUCCCGCUCCUCGCCGCGGACCGGGGGACGACGAUGGCCUUCAGCAAGGGGUUCCGGAUCUACCACAAGCUGGACCCGCCGCCCUUCAGCAUCCUGGCCGAGACCCGACACAAGGAACAAUGUCUCCUCUUCGAGUCCGGGGCCGUGGCGGCCCUCUCGUCUGCAGAGAAAGAGGCGAUCAAAGCCAUGUACUCCAAAGUCCUGGAUGCGUACGGGCUCCUGGGGGUGCUGCGAUUGAACCUCGGAGACACGAUGUUGCAUUAUUUGGUUCUGGUCACUGGAUGUAUGUCUGUGGGAAAGAUCCAGGAAUCUGAAGUGUUUCGCGUGACUUCCACGGAGUUCAUAUCCUUACGGAACGAUCCUUCCGACGAGGAUCGCAUUUCUGAAGUGCGCAAGGUUUUAAAUUCCGGAAACUUCUAUUUCGCGUGGUCCGCCACCGGCGUCAGUUUGGAUCUGAGUCUGAAUGCGCAUCGUAGGAUGCAGGAGCACACGACCGACAAUAGGUUUUUCUGGAACCAGUCCCUGCACCUGCACCUGAAGCACUACGGGGUGAACUGCGACGACUGGCUGCUGCGCCUGAUGUGUGGCGGCGUGGAGAUCCGGACCAUCUACGCGGCUCACAAGCAGGCCAAGGCCUGCCUCAUCUCCCGCCUCAGCUGCGAGCGGGCCGGAACCCGGUUCAACGUGCGCGGGACCAACGACGACGGCCACGUGGCCAACUUCGUCGAAACCGAGCAGGUGGUCUUCUUGGACGACUGUAUAUCUUCCUUCAUCCAGAUUCGCGGAUCUGUUCCGUUGUUCUGGGAGCAACCCGGCUUACAAGUGGGAUCCCAUCGUGUCCGAAUGUCCAGGGGCUUCGAAGCUAACGCACCCGCUUUUGACAGGCAUUUUCAAACACUUAAAAACCUAUACGGGAAACAAAUUAUCGUCAACUUGCUCGGAGCGAAGGAGGGAGAGCACAUGCUCAGUAAGGCUUUCCAGAACCACUUAAAAGCUUCCGAACACGCCGUCGAUAUCAAAAUGGUCAACUUUGACUAUCAUCAAAUGGUUAAAGGAGGUAAAGCGGAGAAAUUGCACAGCGUGCUGAAACCUCAAGUCCAAAAGUUCUUGGAGUGCGGAUUUUUUCAUUUCGAUGGAAGUGACGUGCAGAGAUUCCAAAGUGGUACAGUCAGGACAAAUUGCUUGGACUGCCUCGAUAGAACAAACAGCGUGCAAGCUUUCUUUGGUUUAGAGAUGCUGGCCAAACAACUGGAGGCCCUGGGUUUAGCUGAGAAGCCGCAGUUGAUCACUCGCUUCCAGGAGGUUUUCCGGUCGAUGUGGUCUAUGAAUGGAGAUUCCAUCAGCAAAAUCUACGCGGGAACCGGAGCUCUUGAAGGCAAGGCCAAGGCUGGGAAGCUGAAGGAUGGCGCUCGCUCCGUAACCAGAACGAUUCAGAAUAACUUCUUUGACAGCUCCAAGCAAGAGGCCAUCGACGUUUUGCUUCUGGGGAAUACGCUCAACAGCGACCUGGCCGAUAAAGCCCGAGCGCUCCUAACCACCGGAAGCCUCCGUGUUUCUGAGCAGACGUUACAGUCAGCAUCCACAAAAGUACUGAAGAGUAUGUGUGAGAACUUCUACAAGUAUUCCAAGCCUAGGAAGAUCCGAGUGUGCGCCGGAACGUGGAACGUCAACGGGGGCAAGCAGUUCCGCAGCAUCGCUUUUAAGAACCAGACCCUCACCGACUGGCUGCUCGACGCCCCCAAACUGGCCGGGGUCCAGGAGUUCCAAGAUCAGAGAAGCAAGCCUACGGACAUAUUUGCAAUCGGCUUUGAAGAAAUGGUGGAAUUAAAUGCAGGAAAUAUAGUGAAUGCAAGCACGACGAACCAGAAGCUCUGGGCUGCCGAACUGCAGAAGACCAUCUCCAGAGAUAACAAGUACGUGCUGCUGGCGUCCGAGCAGCUGGUGGGGGUCUGCCUCUUCGUCUUCAUCCGCCCCCAGCACGCCCCCUUUAUCAGGGAUGUUGCAGUUGAUACGGUGAAAACUGGCAUGGGAGGCGCGACAGGGAAUAAAGGGGCAGUCGCCAUACGGAUGCUGUUCCAUACGACCAGCCUUUGUUUCGUCUGUAGUCACUUCGCCGCGGGGCAGUCGCAGGUCAAGGAGAGAAAUGAAGACUUUGGGGAAAUAGCUCGAAAACUAACAUUUCCCAUGGGACGGAUGCUCUUCUGCCACGACUACGUGUUUUGGUGCGGUGACUUUAAUUACCGUAUCGAUCUCCCCAACGAAGAAGUGAAGGAGCUGAUACGGCAGCAGAACUGGGAUUCCCUUAUCGCGGGAGACCAACUUAUCAAUCAGAAAAAUGCUGGCCAGAUUUUUAGAGGAUUCUUAGAGGGAAAAGUAACUUUCGCUCCUACGUACAAAUAUGACUUGUUUUCUGAUGACUACGAUACCAGUGAAAAAUGCCGCACCCCGGCGUGGACGGAUCGCAUCCUCUGGAGGAGAAGGAAAUGGCCAUUUGAUAGAUCAGCCGAAGACCUCGAUCUUCUGAAUGCCGGCUUUCAAGAUGAAAGUAAAAUCCUGUACACUUGGACGCCCGGCACUUUGUUGCACUACGGAAGAGCCGAGUUGAAGAUCUCGGAUCACAGGCCUGUGGUGGCCCUGAUGGAUGUAGAUAUAUUUGAAGUGGAAGCUGAAGAGAGACAGAACGUUUAUAAAGAAGUGAUCGCUCUCCAGGGCCCCCCAGAUGGGACGGUGUUGGUCUCUAUCAAAAGUUCUUCUGUGGAAGAUCAUUUCUUUGAUGACAUCUUGAUCGAUGAACUUCUCCAGCAAUUUGCCAACUAUGGUGAAGUCAUACUCAUCAGGUUUGUAGAAGACAAGAUGUGGGUAACGUUUCUGGAAGGAAGCUCGGCCUUGAGCGUUCUGAGUCUACACGGAACUGAGCUGUUGGGCAGAGUUAUAAAUAUUACCUUAAAAAGCCCGGACUGGAUCGCCAAUCUGGAAGAAGAAAUGAGUCUGGAGAAGAUCAGCGUCACGUUGCCCGCCUCCUCCAGCUCCACUCUGCUGGGCGAAGACACCGAAGUGGCUACGGAUUUCGAUAUGGAAGGAGACAUCGAUGACGACAAUGUGGAAGUUGAAGAGAGUCUACCUCAGCACCUGCAGCCGUUAGCCCCCGGCUCUGGCCCCGGGACCUCGCCGAGCUCGUCGCCUCGCUCCAGUCCCUGCCAGUCGCCUACGCUGUCGGACGGUCCCGCGCCGCCCCUCCCGGUCAGGCCGAGCCGAGCUCCCUCGAGAACCCCCGGCCCUCCAGUUCCUUCUCAGACCUCCCCCGCAGACCUCCAGCAAGUGACCCAGCAGAAAGAUCUCACCCCGUCCUUAGAGCCUAAGCGCCCUCCUCCUCCUCGUCCGGGAGCUCCGCCCGCCCGCCCGGCCCCGCCGCAGAGGCCGCCUCCGCCUUCAGGAGGUAGGAGUCCUGCCCCCGCUAGAAAAGAAUUUGGAGGUCUGGGAGCCCCACCGAGCCCUGGGGCGGCUAAGAGAGAGAUGGAAGCCCCCAAAAGCCCUGGGACUUCAAGGAAAGAGAAUUUAGGUCGAAAUCAGCCUUCACCCACAGGAGGAUACCCUAGCGCAGGAGCCACCGGCUACGGUGCAGCACGGCCGAUCAUUCCACCUCGGGCCGGAGUUAUUAGCGCGCCCCAAAGCCAAGCCCGGGUCUCCGCCGGAAGGUUGACUCCUGAAAACCAAAGCAAAUCGUCAGAACCGCUGAGAGGGUCAUUUUCCCUUCCCGAACCACUGAAGCCCCAGGCCGCGCCUGCCGUCCAAUCCACCGCUCCUCCGGCGGCCCAGAAGAUGCAGGAGCCCAUGGUCCCGACGGCCGCGUGUCCGCACCAGUCCGGCCCCGCCGCCAACCUGGACGCGCCCCCUCUGCCGCCGCCCCGCAGCCGAUCCUCCCACAGCCUGCCGGCCGAGCCCACCGCCCCUCACCAGCAGGUUAAAGCCAAUGGCUCCUGUGGCCUUCCUUUCGAACCCCAAUUAAACCACGUCCUCUGUGAAGAUCUGUCUCUUAAGCCGCUUUCUGUAUCGAAGUGUCACGUGUCCCCUCGACCGACCCCGGUUCCCUCCCUGAGCCCAAAAGAGCUGUCGUGGCUGCCGCCCGUGGCCCCUCGGGCCGUCAGCCCUCCGAGGACCUUGAGUCGCACUCCGUCGAUGCCGCCCGUGCCGGCCCGGAGCCAGCGCCGGGACGACGCCCGCAGUUCCCCGAACCCUCCCGGCCCCGGCUCCGGCGGCCCCGAGCCCUUCACCCACCGGCCCGUCGGUCCCGGAAACCCAUUUAAAACCGAAUGGCGAGCCCCUGAACUCACUCGGUGGUCGGCGAGAGAAGGCUCGGUGGUGGCCUACGAUGGUUUCCCCUCCCUAGAAGCCCCGAAUCACAUUCCGGGCCAGCCCGCACUUUCUGUCCGUACGUCGGAGGACGGUUUUGGUCCAGCGGGGACAGGUUUAAAACCCAAAGGCUGGGUGACGUUUGAGGAAGAGGACGAUGGCGGAGCGGAGGCCAAGGCCCCCGGCUGGACCCCCGAGGACCCCGGGGCCGGUUCCCAGAAAUCAGCUUGCUGGCCAGGCUCGCUGGGCGCUCAGCCCGACUCCUUCCCGGGCUCGGGCCGGCCCCGGGCCGGGGGCCAGAACCAAAGCCCGGCCGUGGCCCUCUGCGUCUGGCCGGCGAGGAGGCCGCCUGCCCCUCCGCCAGGCCGGUCCGUGCCCUCCUCCGGUGCCACCCUCGGAGACCCCUCUUUCGGCUCGCUGGCCCCCGGGGUGUCCCCACCCUCACAUUACACAGAUAGAUAACGUUGCCUGUCGGGGGUGGUGGUGGGAGGGAGAGCACAAAAGAAUCGGGCAUUAAGGUCGUCGUGUGCAAUAAUUCACUGUCAAAUGCACUGAUAGGUAUCCAUCAAAUACCACUAUGUAAUGUGUAAAAGUUUCGAAUCUGUAUAUAUCGGGAGCCCACGAAGAUCAUUCUCUUUCUCAGAUGGAAUUAUAGUAUCUUCCAGCGAUGGGGUCGGCUUUAGCUCUUUAAUCCCAAGUCACACAAGCGCUUGACGAAACUUCUCUUAGGAAAGAAUUGGUAUUCAGAAACCAGCCUUCGUGGCUCUCGUCGCCCUUUCCGGAAUGUCACCGAGUCCAAAUAUUUCCUGCCGGCAUAACCCACGGUCUCUUCACACCAGAAUAUCAAAAAGUCCAAAUAUUCCCAUCGGACGACACCCGCGGCGGCCUCUCCGGACCUGCUGGGACCUGGGAUUUCUAAGACUUCGCCAAAGAGCUGCCCCUUUAGCUGCUUCAAAACACUGACUCUUGACAGGUAUUGCUUUCAGGAAAUGCUGUGGGGGAGAAAUUGUUUUCCAGUCUGUGAAGUUGGUUUACACUGUGCUCCAGUGAUAGCUCAGAGGAAAGCCGGACCUUAGGAAGACCAACUAAAUCUAGUGGCUACCAUUUUCACGGCCGCGGAGGGGCAGGGUGGGGAGUAAAGGUCAUGGGAAUGCUCGCUCGAACCUUCACCUCGGUGGUUUGUUUUCAGGGCCCAUUUCCCUUUUCCUUAGCAUUUCUUCCCCCACCCGAGAGUGAGCACAAUCCCCGGCUCCCGUUUUCCCACCCACAUUCCAACGCCGGCCCACGAGCGGGUCCCGGAUCGCUCCCGGGAACGGCAUUCCGGUCCCGGAGUGGUAAGAAGUCCCGAGUCGCCUCUGCGUCUGUUCUUGGGCGCCUCACUGCCGGGUACGCGACCGAUCCCGCCUCCCUUCGUUGCCGGAGAUGCACGGAAUUUAGACAGAAUGGGCUUUUGCGGGUCGGCAGGUAGACCGCACCAAAAUUCCUCUCGCAACCUCUGUUUCGCUCGGGCAAAGCGCAGUGGCUCCUCAUCACGCGGAACCUCCCUCUUCGACGCCAUUGUUUUUGGAGCGAGUGGUCCAGGUCCAUCUGGAGCGGCCACCACAUAUUCCCUCGUGGAGGUCUGCUGGGGGAGAGCUACACCUUUGGUGGAGCAGGGUCGUACCCGACUCGCCCGGUCCUACUGCAUACGUCGCGUUGCAUCAGCUUGUCACUCAGAGCAAACGUGGUGGUGGGGGGGAAGGGGUCGCCUUUUCUAAAUUCUCCUAUCAGAAUUCGAUAUCUGUAGAGAUGAUCCAUUCUGACCGAGUUGGUCAGCACCUGCUGUUGGAUAGAAAUGUGACUCUGGUGAAUUUUUAUAUUGUGCUUAGAUUCGUGUUGGAUUCAUUAACGGUCGUACCUGUACACUUUAAACAGCAGCAUCACUAAGCGGCGUGUUUCGAUAUGUGGAUAAGUCUGUCCAAGCUGUGUGGCCGUUAACAUCUGUGUACUUAGCAUCUUUGGCGUAUGCUCAAUCUGAAAGCAAUUUGUUUUGAAAACUCUACUAGUGCAAAUUGCCAUUUUGUGAGCAGUGUGUCCCAUUGAUAGUCGUUAACUACUAUACUGAUCUCUAGACAGCAGCACCUCAACGUGAAGGAAUGAACCGACCGGGAAUGACCCUACCUGGAAAACCGCGGUGCGUAAGAGGCGAAAGGUGUGCUGUCACAAAGCUAACCACUAUACCGUGUCUUGCCGAAAUAACUAGCCGUCCUUUUAGCAAACAGCACCGAGAUGAAAACCGCUAAACGCGUUUUCCCGAGUUCCGCAUUCUGUAGUGAAUUGCUGUUCAUCUGUAGCAGUUUUGUGGCUUGUGGCCUACUAUUUAUAACUAUAUAUUUUUCCGAGUUACAGUGUUAUAGCCCCGUGGUAAAACCCCAUUCUGUACAUAUCCUGUGCGAUGUGGCAUUGUAUUACUGGAAUAAAUAUACCUGUCUUUGA
Molecule: messenger RNA, 6902 nt
Organism: Ornithorhynchus anatinus (platypus)
Lineage: Eukaryota; Metazoa; Chordata; Mammalia; Monotremata; Ornithorhynchidae
Gene: SYNJ1
Product: synaptojanin 1
Exons: 32
Coding region: 111-4889 (1592 amino acids)
Biological process (GO): synaptic vesicle endocytosis; phosphatidylinositol dephosphorylation; brain development
Cellular component (GO): perinuclear region of cytoplasm; presynapse
Molecular function (GO): RNA binding; phosphatidylinositol-4,5-bisphosphate 5-phosphatase activity
Source: RefSeq, a predicted model, not a curated record